Molecule: messenger RNA, 1529 nt
Organism: Danio rerio (zebrafish)
Lineage: Eukaryota; Metazoa; Chordata; Actinopteri; Cypriniformes; Danionidae
Product: gastrula zinc finger protein XlCGF7.1
Source: RefSeq, marked validated
AGGCAGCGCCGCUACUGCGCUAUGAUUUAACUGGAGAGAGGAUUAAGUGUCCAAACACAGAGAAAAACUCCUGCUGAAGUGACUGAUCUCCACACUGUUAUAAAGAUGGCGUUUAUUAAAGUGGAGAGUGAAGAUGUGAAGAUUGAAGAAACAUCCACAGUCAAACAGGGAGAUCUGCAGGAACAAACAGACCUAAUUGAAGAGAAUGAGGGGAGUAAAGAGGAGGAACAUCAUGUCAAAAUUGAAGAAAAAAAUAAUUUACAGACUGAUGGUUUUUUGAAAAGGAGAGACAAGAAUCAUUUCACCUGCACUCAGUGUGGAACGAGUUUUGGAAGAAAAAGGGAUCUUAAGAUUCACAGGAGGAUCCACACUGGAAAGAAACCAUUCACAUGCACUCAGUGUGGGAACAGUUUUAACAGCUCAUCACACCUUAAUCAACACAUGAGGAUCCACACUGGAGAGAAACCAUUCACAUGCACUCAGUGUGAGAAGAGUUUCAGCCAAUCAUCAAACCUUAAUCUACACAUGAGGAUCUACACUAGAGAGAAACCAUUCACUUGCACUCAGUGUGGGAAGAAUUUCAACCAAUCAUCAAAUCUUAAUCGACACAUGAGGAUCCACACUGGAGAGAAACCAUUCACAUGCACUCAAUGUGGGACGAGUUUCAUCCGCUCAUCAUCCCUUAAUCUACACAUUAUGAGCCACAAUGGAGAGAAACCAUUCACAUGCACUCAGUGUGGGAGGAGUUUUAAUCGUUCAUCACACCUUAAUCGACACAUGAUGAUCCACACUGGAGAGAAACCAUUCACAUGCACUCAGUGUGGAAUGAGCUUCAGCCAAUCAUCAAACCUUAAUCUACACAUGAGGAUCCACACUGGAGAGAAACCAUUCGCAUGCCCUCAGUGUGGAAUGAGUUUCAGCCAAUCAUCAAACCUUAAUCUACACAUGAGGGUCCACACUGGAGAAAAACCAUUCACAUGCCCUCAGUGUGGGAAGAGUUUUAACAGCUCAUCACACCUUAAUCGACACAUGAGAAUCCACACUGGAGAGAAACCAUUCACUUGCAAAUAAGCCGCAGUCACACUGGACUUUUCUCCCCAUAAACUUCUAUUCAUAGCACGCGAAUGCGUCAGACUGGAAACGCAAGUUUGUGCGUCACGUUUCGCAGUUCACUGCCUUGUAAAGUUCAAGCUUGGUAAACUCUGACCUGUGAAAUUGCAUCACUUGACUUUAUAAGACCAAUCGAACAUCAAAACAUGACCUCUCUGGACAGUUAGUAAAAUAUAGACGAAUCGCUCACUUAAUGUCUAAUCAUCUUGUUUAAUCCCGCCCCUUUUCGCAGCGACAUUCAACAAUAUUUUGCAUGCUCAAACUCUAGUGAGACUGGAGCUUCGGUGUGGAAUGGGUUUCAGCAGCUCCUCAGACCUUUAUUAAACACAUGAAGACCCACACUUGAGAGAAACCAUUUACAUGGACUCUGUGUGAAGUUUUAAUUGAUCAGCAAACCUUAAUGAACACAUGAAGAUCCA